Fusarium graminearum PH-1 is the source of this 1608-nucleotide messenger RNA. RefSeq lists its product as uncharacterized. Gene Ontology annotation, biological process: carbohydrate transport; transmembrane transport. The coding region runs from base 1 to 1608 and encodes 535 amino acids. Gene Ontology annotation, cellular component: membrane. The record is from RefSeq and is a predicted model, not a curated record. NCBI's taxonomy places the organism in Eukaryota, Fungi, Ascomycota, Sordariomycetes, Hypocreales, Nectriaceae. Gene Ontology annotation, molecular function: carbohydrate:proton symporter activity. The transcript is spliced from 3 exons.
AUGGGUCUUUUUCGACCUCCUAAACGGACCCAAACGGUCUUGCCUGACAAGCCCACCAAGGGUCACUUCUUCUUCGCGGGCAAGGAAUUCCAGCGUCUUCAAUGGUGGAAGAGACGUAACAUGCGCACUCUGUAUUUUUAUAUUGUUAUUCUGAUUCUAACAAACACCGCAAAUGGAUUCGAUGGUUCCAUGAUGAACGGUCUUCAGACCUUAUCCUACUGGCAAGAAUAUUUCAACCACCCUCGUGGUUCCGUCCUUGGCCUCUUCAAUGCUUCCAUGAGUCUUGGCUCCCUUAUCGGUCUUUUCUGUGUUCCUUAUAUGAUUGAUCGUCUCGGCCGAAAGAUGGGUGUCAUUAUUGGUUGCCUCGUCAUGCUUCUCGCCGUUGGUUUACAGUCUGGUGCUCGCAACUUUGGCAUGUUUGUCGCAGCUCGUCUUCUGCUCGGAUUCGGCGACUGUAUUGUCCUUGGCUCAGCCCCUCUUCUCAUCGCCGAGAUUGCACACCCUCAGGACCGUGCUAUCCUUGUCACCCUCAGUGGCGCUUCUUACCACUCAGGUGCUUUCAUCUCCAGUUGGGUCACCUACGGUACUCUCCAGAUCAAGAGCGACUGGUCAUGGAGACUACCCAGCCUUCUCCAGUCAAUUUGCAGUGUCGUCAUUCUUGUUGGAAUUUUCUGGAUGCCAGAAAGCCCACGUUGGUUGCUCAGCAAGGAUCGCCAUGAUGAGGCACUCAAAGUGCUUACUCACUACCAUGGUGAGGGUGAUGUGGAUGAUGAAUUUGUUCAGCUUGAGUUCAGUGAGAUCAAGGCAGCCAUUGCUCUAGACAAGGAGAUUGGACAGACUGGGUGGGCAGACUUUCUGAAGACAAAGGGCAACCGGAAGAGAAUCGGCCUUAUCACAGCUCUUGGAUUCUUCAGUCAGUGGAGUGGCAAUGGUCUGAUCUCCUACUACCUCAAGGGUAUCAUGGAUGCUGUGGGCAUUACCAAGGCUGAGACUCAGCUUGGUAUCAACGCCGGUAUGAAGACUCAGGGUCUGAUCAUCAACACCACCUUUGCCUUCUUCAUUGAUUACUUCGGUCGUCGACCUAUUUAUCUGACCUCGACCAUUGGAACAUGCGUCAUCUUCAACUUCUGGACCAUUGUCUCUGCUCGAUAUGAGAUUGACCCCAACAAGGCACUGGGAUACGCUUUCGUCGCUCUGACCUUUAUCUAUGGUUUGUUCUACGAUGUCAAGUCCGGUCUGAUGGCCAACUACACCACCGAAAUCCUGCCAUACGGUCUUCGUGCCAAGGGAUUCACUUGGCUCAACUUCUGUGUCACUGCCGCAUUGUUCUUCAACCAAUACAUCAACGGCAUCGCGCUUGACGCCAUGGGUUGGAAAUACUACUGUGUAUAUUGCGUGUUUCUUGGAUUUGAAGUAUACAUCAUUUACUUCUUCCUUAUCGAGACUCGGUACACACCCAUGGAAGAAAUCGCCCAGUACUUCGAUGGUGACGAUGCUGUGGAUGUUGGAGAGGUCGCUCGGGCAGAUAUGAAGGACAGAGGAAUGCUUGUGGAGGAGGAGAAGGGUCCUCAUGCUACCACCAUUGAGAGAUUGGAAAGUCAGAAGUAG